Messenger RNA from Drosophila teissieri, 2866 nucleotides. RefSeq names its product transforming growth factor beta-1 proprotein (gene mav). Gene Ontology annotation, cellular component: extracellular region. Gene Ontology annotation, molecular function: cytokine activity; growth factor activity. The record is from RefSeq and is a predicted model, not a curated record. NCBI's taxonomy places the organism in Eukaryota, Metazoa, Arthropoda, Insecta, Diptera, Drosophilidae. Bases 619 to 2715 code for a protein of 698 amino acids. Gene Ontology annotation, biological process: BMP signaling pathway; SMAD protein signal transduction. The transcript is spliced from 2 exons.
UCCUGGGAACGCAUGACGGGCAGAGUAUAAUCGCGCAAGACGUCAGGGAUGGCAUGUACACAAAACACAACGCGCAGAAUAUCUUGUGUUUGUAAAGACGUGCAUGAGUCCACUGCAGCUGUGUGGGUGCGUGUGGGUAUAUAAGAGUGUUGUUUAUAUUGCUGCUGUUAAGUAAGCAUUUGCUGUGGGUAUUUUAGUCGAAUUUGAAGCAACGCCCGAACAGGUUCCGUAUCGAUGUGCACAAGAACGUUAAUGAGCGUGCGAACGAGACGAAAAUAUGUACAAAUUUUCGAGGAACUGUGAUCAUUUGUUUAUCUUUACCGAAAGCUUUUUGUUUUGUUAUCCUAUAAUAAUCACCGUAAACGAAUUCCCGAAUCUAAGAUCAAUGGUGCUCAACAAACUCGUGUACAGUGUACAUACAUAAAUAAUUAAUGGUGUGGAGAUUCUGAGCAUUCAUAGAUACAUGCCAACAAACAUAUGUACAUAUGUAUGCAUGUAUGCAUAUAUAUAUUUUUGAAAAGGAAUCUACAUAUUGGAAGAUCGAACAAAUGCAAAGAUAAUCAUUAUUAUUUAUAAUUACCAUUAGCAACCGAAACCUAAUGGCCAUGCACAGGAAACAUGAUAAUUGAACCAAACUUGUCAAAAAAGGAAACAGCUGAGUGGUGCAAUGCUUUCCGACAUAUAUGUAAAGCUAGUUAUCGUACAAUAAAAAAAUGUCCAUCGCAUCGGGAGAGGUCCAUUUGGAUUGUUAACAUUUUUUGGCAUAUUUAUAUUUACCGUACCACCACUUUAAAAAACAUUAAAACUCUGGAACCUCUCUUUAAACGUUCGCCUUCUACUGCUUAUGCUGAUGGUAAACUUACCCAAGUUUGUAAUAGGUCACUAAAGCUUUACAAAAUAUGGUUUUUAUUGGUUUUAUUGAUGCCAACUCAGCCUCAAGUCAGUGGCCAUGGUAUAUUCCGCCAAACGUCAAAUUCAAAAGCAAUGUUUUUAUACCCUCAGCCUAUCGAAAAUAUAAAAUUUAACAUUUCGCAGCUUAAAAAUUUUGAAAAUGAAGCUAAGAAACUUAAAACCAAUCCAAUACAUCCAAGAAUCCGAGCCAAAUCAACUCCGAAAAUGGGUCCUAAACUUUUAUCUAAAAGCAUUAGCAAACAAAGCAGAGACUCAAUCUACAAUGACAGUUCAAAUAAAUAUAGUCUGAUUAAUGUAAGCCAGUCAAAAAACUUGUCUCAAUUAUUCAAUAAAAAAUUGGCAGUUGAGUGGAUAAACACCGUACCAAUUCAAAGUAGGCAAACGAGGGAAACCAGGGAUAUUGGCCUAGAAACCAACAGACAUAGUAAACAACCAAAAAAAAUAGAUGAAGCAAGGCUUAAACGCCUCGUUUUGAAGGGCCUUGGGCUAAAAAAACUACCAGAUAUGAGAAAGGUCAAUAUAAGCCAAGUUGAAUAUUCCAGCAAAUACAUAGAAUACCUAAGUCGCCUAAGAAGUAACCAGGAAAAGGGCAAUAGCUUUUUUAACAAAUUUAUGGGAGCAUCCAUUAUAAGAGACCUUCAUUUUCUAAGCAUUACUACAAACGAAUUCAAUGACAUAAGUAACAUACGAUCACGUCAUAAAAGGUCGCUUAAAAAAAUGAACAGGCUAAGUCAAAUCAAAAUGCACAAAAAUUAUGAAGACUUACUACGUGGCGAACAGGAUACAACGAAUAUUCUUUUACACUUUCCAUUGACAAAUGCAAAAGACGCCAAUUUUCACAAUGAUAAGAUUGACGAGGCCAAUAUUAGGCUUAUGCUUCUCUAUAGCUCAUCGCUGGCAACAAAUUCCCACCGAGGGCACGGAUCUAAGAAAAAAAAGCUCAGUCAUAUUUCUGAAAAUGAUCAAAUCGAAAGGCUCUGUAAUUCCGGUGAUGUCAACUUGAACCAAUCCAAAAAAAAACGUAGUCAGCAAUUAAUUUUGAAAGUAUAUCAACUUCUUUCAGCGAAUAGACGAAGAAAGAUAUCGUCUAGAAAAAUUGAAUUAGAAAAUGUUGGCUAUGAAGAAACCCGAACACAGUGGAUAGAAUUCGACGUGACCAAAGCUGUUCGUAGUUGGUUAAACCAUAGUCAUGAAAACUUGGGGAUAGAAAUUCAAUGUGAUAAAUGUAAAAGUAUAGGUGCUCGUAUACUAAGUGACUUCAGCCCGUCAUCAUCGCCAAACUCGGCAGCUUCAAGCGAUGAACACUUCAACCUCAUGCCAGUUCUUAAUAUAAUCGGACACGGAACACUAAAUUCCCCAGAGCAUGUCGACUCGGACGUUCACCACAUCAUAUUGGCCAAUAAUAAAAGCGAUCAAUAUGUUCAUCAUCGUUCAGACCAUGAUAGCACCUGGAGAAAGGAAAAGUGGAGCAACAAUUGUUACAAAUUGCACCAAAGAUGUUGUAGAAAUCAAUUGGAUGUUGCCUUUAAGAACAUUAAGGGAUUCGAAUUCAUUUUACAGCCGAAGGUAUUCGAUGCAGGUUACUGCCACGGACGAUGUCCACCACGUCACAAUCCCGCCCAUCACCACGCCCUACUGCAAAGUCUAAUAUGGCAAGAAGAUCACAACCGAGCCCCCCGUCCAUGUUGCGCGCCAUCAAAGCUUGAGAUGCUAGAAAUAUUGCAUGUUGACGAAGAUCACAGCGACAAGCUAAAAAUUUCGACGUGGAGUGAUAUGCAGGUUGUAGAAUGUGCCUGUUCGUAAAAAAAACUUUCAAAAACUUUCCCUAACGAUUUAUUCUUACAUAUACUCUGUAUUUUAUUAAUCUUUUUAAGUAUUGUCUCUUAUGGGAUUAACAUUUUGAAAGGAUUGAGGAAAAAUAAAUAUAUUUUUCGUAAUAUUUUUUCGGCGGUAA